Molecule: messenger RNA, 465 nt
Organism: Apiotrichum porosum
Lineage: Eukaryota; Fungi; Basidiomycota; Tremellomycetes; Trichosporonales; Trichosporonaceae
Exons: 4
Coding region: 1-465 (154 amino acids)
Biological process (GO): protein lipoylation; glycine decarboxylation via glycine cleavage system
Cellular component (GO): cytoplasm; mitochondrion; glycine cleavage complex
Source: RefSeq, a predicted model, not a curated record
AUGUACGCUCUCCGCGCCAUCGCCCGUCCCGCCACCGCCGCCCUCCGCGCCCCCCGCAUGGCUCCCCGCUUCGCCGCCAUGCGCUUCCUCUCUACCCGCUACACCGAGGAGCACGAGUGGGUCACCUUCGACCCCGCUACCAAGGUCGGCACCAUCGGCAUCACCGACUACGCGCAGAAGGCCCUCGGCGACGUCGUCUUCGUCGAGCUGCCCGCUGAGGGUACCGAGGUUGAGGCUGGAGAGUCCAUCGGCGCCGUCGAGUCGGUCAAGGCCGCUUCGGACAUUUACGCUCCCGUCUCGGGCACCGUCGAGGCCAUCAACGAGCUCCUCGGCGACCAGCCUGGCCUCCUCAACAAGUCGCCUACCCAGGACGGCUGGCUCGCCAAGAUCAAGCUCUCGGACGAGGCCCAGUUCAACGUCCUCCUCAACGAGGCCGAGUACAAGACCCUGUGCGAGGGCCAGUAA